Molecule: messenger RNA, 2010 nt
Organism: Porites evermanni
Lineage: Eukaryota; Metazoa; Cnidaria; Anthozoa; Scleractinia; Poritidae
Source: the annotation of a GenBank genome assembly
AAGCGUCAAGUUGAUUCAAUCAAUGCAACCAGCCCAAAUUCUGUGGACCCGACGAUGCAUAAAAUCAACAAACUUUUAUCAGAAGGCAAAUUGCAACUUUGCCAUUCAAAAGGUGUCACGUGCUCAUUAGCAGGCCCUCCAGGUCCACCUGGACCUAGAGGGGAGAAAGGAGCCCGGUGACGAAGAGGACACAGAGGGAAACCUGGAAAAAAAGGAGAUCAAGGCAUCAUGGGAUCACCAGGAAAAAGCGGCAAGCAAGGUAUUAUGGGACCUGUUGGGCUGGCUGGCCAAGCUGGUCCUAAAGGACAAAAAGGAGACAUGGGGCCCGCGGGCAUGCCGGGAUCUAAAGGAGAGCCUGGUGAAUCAAUUUCAGCACCUUCUGUUGCUGUUUCUCCUGCAAGGUCGACUGUAAACGAAAGCGGAUCAGCCAAGUUUCAGUGUUCAGCUACUGGGAAUCCUAGGCCUUCAAUAACAUGGAGUAAAUUGAACAGUCAAACAAAAAUAAACCAGUCAGCGGUUGCCGGAGGAACUCUGCUCUUAAAGAACUUGAAAGGAGGUGAUGCGGGUGUGUAUAAAUGUUCAGCGGUAAACAUCUUGGGACGGGCGCACGCAGUUGGUCAUUUGGUAGUGAAUGGUGAGUUCAUGGACACAUCGUGUCAAAAGAGCAGAGGCAUGUGAAAGCACUAUACCAUAAAUAAAAAUUUAUUCACUCUGAAAAUUAAAUAAGAUCCUGUUAUUUUACGUAGGCAAGCAUUUGACAAAUUGACGAAACCUUGGAUAGGUACUUAAUUAAUUAAUCUAGACGUGAUGUUUGUCUUUUUUAACCUUGCAUUGGGUUCGUGUACUAUACCUGAUAAGGAUCACAAUCACACAAAAAGUAAAGUCGGUUCGUCGGUAGUUUGGUCAAGAAAAAUUAAAAGGGCAAAGAACACAACUAGCAACAACAAGUUCGAUUGUUUAGUGCACGUAAUGUUGCUAAUUAGGGAACUAACACCUUCUCUAACUGUCCAAUCGGGCUCAAUUCGAGUAAAACUUUUUGCGUGACUUUGCAUAUUUCAUAUAUGCUAAUGACCAUUCAAAAUUUUUUUUUGUCAGUUUAUCAGCAAUCACUUUGAACUUGAAAAUGGCGUCAACAUGACACCGAAACGUCUUUCGUUCUUAUCGGCGUUAUAUUUCAUUUGUUUCCUCAUAACUAAACCUUUGCUUAUUAAGAUCUUUUGUACGAACCCUUUUUUAGAACAUACUUAAAGUAUACCUCAGGCUGAGAGUAAGAACAUUUCUAUUUUGCUCAUUUUUUAGCCUACGAGUGCUAGCUGCUACUUUAGGCCAUUUUUAUGCGGCGAAUACUUCACUCGUUUUGUCUUGAUUGGAUCAACAUUAAAAGCUACAUCAAGCCUGAAAUUGGCACAAUAAACAUGUUUUACUCCCACGAAGAGCAACAAGUGUCGUAAUGACAUGAAAUUCUUUCGUUUUGCAGUUCGGCCUUCCGUAUCUCUUAAUCCGGGACCCUUUUACGUCGUUGAAGGAAGUAAUGCAACUCUACCAGUGUGUCACGUGACCGGCUAUCCUACGCCACUGGUCACAUGGAGUAAGUCAUUUGGUCAGCUACCCCAGGGGAGGGUAGACAGUAACAACAGUGUCAUCAAACUGUCUGGAGUCCGUAAGGCUGAUUCUGAUAACUACCUCUGCAUUGCUACUAAUCCGUUAGGAACUGUAGUAAAACGAACUGUUUUAGUUGUGGUCUCCCUCCCUAAAUUCAAUGUAAAGCCACCAGAAAAAGUUACCGCGUUGAUUGGCGAAACAUUUACUUUGAACUGCACUGCUACCGGUGAUCCUCAGCCAAUCGUGAACUGGAAAAAACAAGGAGCACAACUUCCAGUUGGACGAAGCCAGGAGAUCAAUGGUGUGUUAUUUAUCAGAAACACGAAAAAGGAGGAUGCAGGGAAUUACGUUUGUGCUGCAAUGAGUGCAGGGUUUUUUACCGUGGAAACUGUCACAUCUGUUGAGCUU